AUGGAAAAAAUUGUAAAUGACAACGAGUGUAAACUUUUAUACACCGAUACGGAUAGUUGUUUUUUUGUACACAAGCGUAAUAAAAAACCACCGUUUCGUGUUGGGGAUAUGCUAGGAAUGAUGAGUCGCGAAUAUGAAGAAUGGUCUAUUAUAUCUUUUUAUACAGGAGGAUGCAAACAGUAUGCAAUGAAAAUGAAGCACCGUGAAACUGGUGAAAUAAAAUAUAUUGUAAAAUGCCGUGGACUUUAG
This is a messenger RNA of Meloidogyne enterolobii, 249 nucleotides long. The record is from the annotation of a GenBank genome assembly. Lineage: Eukaryota; Metazoa; Nematoda; Chromadorea; Rhabditida; Meloidogynidae.